Molecule: messenger RNA, 1440 nt
Organism: Selaginella moellendorffii
Lineage: Eukaryota; Viridiplantae; Streptophyta; Lycopodiopsida; Selaginellales; Selaginellaceae
Product: histidine--tRNA ligase, cytoplasmic-like
Exons: 7
Coding region: 2-1411 (469 amino acids)
Biological process (GO): histidyl-tRNA aminoacylation; mitochondrial translation
Cellular component (GO): cytoplasm; mitochondrion
Molecular function (GO): histidine-tRNA ligase activity; ATP binding
Source: RefSeq, a predicted model, not a curated record
GAUGCCAAGAAUCUCCAUUUUGCGCUCCAGGGUUUUAGGGUUUCCAGGGAGGAUGGCGGCGGCGAGGGAGCCACAGCUCGUCCAGCCUCCAAAGGGCACGCGAGAUUUCAAGCCCGAGCAAAUGAUGGUGAGGAAGAGAGUGUUUGGCAUCGUCUCCAAGGUUUUCGAGCAGCACGGAGCCGUCUCUCUCGACACUCCCGUGUUUGAGCUCCGGGAAACUCUCACGGGAAAGUAUGGAGAGGACUCAAAGCUCAUCUACAACCUCGAAGAUCAGGGUGGUCAGCUCCUUUCGCUCCGAUACGAUCUCACUGUUCCUUUUGCUCGAUAUCUGGCAUCGAACAAGGUGACCAGCAUGAAACGCUACCAGAUCGGCAAAGUUUACCGGCGUGACAAUCCUUCUCGGGGGAGGUAUCGCGAGUUCUAUCAGUGUGACUUCGAUAUCGCGGGGCAGUUCCCGGCCAUGAUCGCGGAUGCCGAGGUGAUCAAGGUCGUGGUGGAGCUGCUUGAUUCUCUCGACGUAGGGGACUACCAGGUGAAAGUGAAUCACAGAAAGCUUCUGGAUCUAGUGCUCGCGUCUUGUGGAGUUCCCGAAGAUAAGUUCAAGUCCAUUUGCUCCGCCAUCGACAAGCUGGAUAAAUCUCCCUGGGACAAAGUUCGAACAGAAAUGGUGGAGGAGAAAGGCUUGUCACCGGAAGUGGCUGACAAAGUCGGUGAGCAAGUCUCCAAGAAAGGCAAUGCGACGGACAUGCUUGCUUACUUGAACGCGUAUCUCGGAGAGUCCCAGAAUGCAACAGAGGUUCUCGAAGGCAUGGAGACGCUCUUUGGCUUUUUGGAAGCUGGGAACUGCUUGCAUCGCGUGGUUUUCGACCUUAGCCUUGCUCGAGGCCUGGAUUACUACACCGGUGUCAUCUUUGAGGCCGUUUUCACAGGCUCCACUCAGGUUGGAUCGAUUGCUGCUGGUGGUCGCUACGACAACCUCGUGAGCAUGUUUGGCGGCAAGGAAGUGCCGGUUGUGGGACUUAGCCUGGGAAUCGAGCGCGUUCUUCUCAUACUCGAAGAGCGGGAGAAGGCAAACAAGGUUGCAAGAACGAAAGAGACACAGGUUUUGAUACUCUACCUCGGCAAAAACAUGCACAAGCAAGCCUUUCGACUGGCGAGCGAGCUGUGGGCUGCGUCACUCAACGUAGAGUUUGACGCCAUCGCCACGUCCAAGCUCAAGAACAAGCUGGAUAUGGCGGGCAAAUCCUUCAUCCCCUUCGUCGUCGUCGUUGGCGAGGACGAAGAAAAGAAAGGCGUGGUGCAGCUCAAGGAGAUUGUCGUGAAGAAAUCUCAAGAGGAAGAAAACAAACAAAAAGAGGAAAUCCCGAGAAACGAACUAGCCAAGACCAUCUUGUCCAGAUUGCAAAAAUAAAUCUUUCGAUCAUUAGUCUCGACCUUUAA